CCUUUCCAAGAUUCUACUUCGUUCAAAGAACCGUUGUCUUCCUCGCCCUCUUCGGGCUGCCUGUGGGUCCUGCGCAUGUCGACCGACUUGACCGACGGCGUCGAUCACGGCGUCAGCUGCGGACCGACGCAUGAAGAUGGAGUUCUGGAGAUUCAGGUGGAGAAAUCCCCGUUUUGAUAGACUGAGCAUGUUCUGAAGCAGUUGGCUUGGAUGGAGAGGAAUGUUCAGUGCGAGUGCCUGCUUCUCUCACAGGUCGUCAGCUUCGAAAGAUCAUCAGCGACAAGCUUCCUCCCAAAGCUGGUGCAAGAGUUGCGCUGCAACAAGGACCUGAGAUGCUUCUUCUAGACAAGACCCUAAGAGAAUCCUUUGGGCUUGUAGACUCUGCAUGUGUGACCUAUGUUUACAUACCUGCCAGCCUCUAUGAAGCCUGGAGAUUGCUUUCAGGCUUGCCCGUUGCUGAUCACGCGAGUGCGCUGGAAGGCAUGACCCAACUGGAAAGCCUCUCCUAUCCUCAUCAACUCGAGACACUUCCAAAGAGCCUCCAAAGCUGUAAAUGUAGUUUUGAGACCGUCCGAUUCAACAAGACCUUGGAGUGUAUCACUUUACCCAGCCAGCUCCAGAGCUUAAGCUUCGACUACGAUUUCAACCGACCCUUAGAUGGACUUGCUCUGCCCAACAGUCUCCAGUCUCUGACCUUUGGCACGACCUUCAACCAACCCUUGGAGAAGGUGAACUGGCCGAGUCGUUUGCGGAGUCUAACACUGGGCGCUUCCUUCAACCAGAGACUCGACACCAUUGCCUUUCCUGCAAGCCUGGAGAGCCUGACCUUUGGCGUGGCAUUUAAUCAGCCGUUGGAGGCGGUGAAGUUCCCUGAGGGACUCCAAGCACUCAGGUUUGGUGAUCAAUUCAAUCAUGUGCUUGGAGAAGCACUGCCUGCAGGACUCCAGGAGCUGAUUUUAGGCUAUGGCUACAGGUUGGAUGCAAUGAAUGAAAUGACCUUGCCUCAUCAUCUUGAGAGCUUGACCUUUGGCUUCAAGCAGAGCCUGGAUCAAGUGACUUUGCCUGCAAUGCUACAGCACUUGACCUUUGGUCAGGGAUUCAAUCAGACUUUGGACCAUGUCACUUGGCCCAACCUUCAAAGUCUAACCUUCGGUUUUGAGUUCAACCGCAGUUUGGAUGCGGUGACUUUGCCAACGAAUCUCCAAAGUCUUACCUUUGGCCAUAGGUUCAACCAGAGUGUAGAUCACAUUUCUUGGCCCAGCUGCUUGCAAAGUCUCACCUUUGGCUUCAAUUUCGACCAGAGUUUGGACCGGGUCUGCUGGCCGCAUGCUCUACAGAGUCUCACAGUUGACAUGUCAUUUGACCAGAGUUUAGAUGGAGUCACUUUUCCCCAUGGCCUAGAACGUUUGACCUUUGAUGGUCGUUUCAACCAGAGUCUCGACAUGGUUCCUUGGCCGAAGGGCCUCAGAUGUCUCACAUUGGGCCAUCGGUUCAACCAGACUUUGGGCCAAACGACUUGGCCCGCGAACCUGCAGAGCCUGACCUUGGGCGGAUCCUUCAACCACCCUUUGGUGUUGCCCGACAGUUUGCAGAGCCUGACGAUCGGCGGAGAAAGGUUCAGGCAGAGGUUAGAUGCUACAACUCUGCCCGGUGGUCUGUUAAGUUUGACAUUUGGUGAUGAGUUCAACGAGAGCUUGACUGACGUGAGGUUUCCUCAGCGUCUUGAGAGUUUAACCUUUGGCAAUGAUUUUGACCAGAGUUUGGAGAAUGUGACUCUUCCCAGCAGCCUCAGGAGUCUCACCUUCGGCGAUUUUUUUGACCAGAGCUUGGAGAACCUGACUUUGCCUGAGGGCCUUCUGACUUUGACUUUCGGCGAGUACUUCAACCAAAGCUUGGAGAACGUCCCUCUGCCCAGCACGCUGCAGAGUCUCAUUUUCGGAGUUGAAUUCAACCAGAACUUGGAGAAAGUGAUUUGGCCCGCCAGUCUGAAUUACUUGGUGUGCAAAGGCUAUACCUUGAGCACACAGAUUUGAAGCUUAGACCAGAGACUUGGGCCAAAAGCAGGUGGGCCAAAACAGCUCAAGAUCACCGGAGCUCAAAUGACCCCUCCAAAACAGAAUCGUCUUUGAGACCUUCCACGUGCAAACUUGACCUUCAUGUGUUUCGUGAGGAGUCAAUGUAUAGGUAAAGCCAAUUCACAGGGUAUAUGAUAUUCACAGGGUCAAUGUAGAUCAAUGUUUUCUACCCUAAGAAUCUGGGCCCGAACCAACGGGAAGGUGCCCUGCAAGUCACAAAAGAAUCCUCCACAAGCUCACCACCAAUCACCACCAUUUCGCGUUUAGGAUCCUCCGUAGACUGCAUCCCUUUUCAUGCAACGCGACACCAAAGACAUCUUGAAACGGGAUGGCUCAUGUGUAGCUGAUCUUUUGCCCAUGUUUACAACUGCCCUGUUGAAACUUCCACUGCCCUGUUUACUAGCACUUGAAACCUCACUGUUCUACACCCCCAAACUUCCAACUGUCCUGUUUACUACGUGUCACGUCGGUGACGCAGCAAACCUGCAUCGUCCUUCGAGUGAUGACAGUCAUGGAUGUCACGGGUCGAGCUCUCGAGAACCUUCACCAAAGGCACCUUCACUAUCCUUCACUUGCUGCAAGCAGUCAUCAUCCAUCUGCAAGCAGUCAGCAUUCCCUGCAAGCACCUGCAAUGUCUUUCAUGCAGGCCAACGUUGUGUGUGAAGCACAUCGGCAUGGUGUUCGCCUCGAUCUGCCGCAACGGAAGAGUUCGACGACAGUUGCUUCAACUGUUUGCAUCAACUGGCUGGUGCUUAAAAGCAGAAAGACAUGCCCGAUACAUGUGAGAAACAGGGGCCCUCCUCUUCCUACCGUGUACUACUGUUGAGUGAAAACAAGCCAC
Messenger RNA from Durusdinium trenchii, 2916 nucleotides. Lineage: Eukaryota; Dinophyceae; Suessiales; Symbiodiniaceae. The record is from the annotation of a GenBank genome assembly.